Molecule: messenger RNA, 903 nt
Organism: Punica granatum (pomegranate)
Lineage: Eukaryota; Viridiplantae; Streptophyta; Magnoliopsida; Myrtales; Lythraceae
Source: RefSeq, a predicted model, not a curated record
UGCCUUCUCUAUAUAUAUCCCUCACCUGCAGAUAGAAAAAAGUGAUUUUUCAAGACAUUCUUACCUCAGGAAAGCAGGGAUAGAUAGCAACAAUGGCGAAGGCAAUAGUUCUGUUAGUUCUCGCAUUGGUGGCCAUCCCGGAGGCAUUCGGAGCCACAACCCACACCGUCGGUGGGUCGCAGGGCUGGACGCAGGGCUUCGACUACUCCACCUGGGCUUCUGGCGAGACCUUUGCUGUUGGUGACACCUUAGAGUUCAAAUACGGUGCGACACACACUGUGGAUGAAGUAUCGAAGGAUGAUUAUGACAACUGCAACACUGGCAGCCCUACCAAGACCUACAACUCGGGAGAUGAUCGCAUUGUCUUGAACAGCACUGGCCCUAUGUACUUCAUAUGCCCAACGUUGGGUCACUGCAGCGGCGGCAUGAAGCUGGCCAUCAAUGUGGUGGCAGCCUCAGGCAGCACCCCACCUUCAACCUCAUCUCCCCCGUCGUCAACCACCAGCCCUCCAGGAAGCCCUGAAACUCCCACUGCUCCCCCGCCACCAUCGACUACCGGCAGCAACGGAGCAACUGGUGUUUUCUGCAGCAAGAUCAACGUCAUUCUCGGGCUUACGCUGGUGCUGGCGACAGUUGGUGCAUCGAUGUUCUAGGGGAGAGGCAGUGCUAUUUACAUUGUUGUCGUUAUUGUUAUUUCUAUUUGUUGUUGGUGGCCUGUAAGUUACUUGAAUUUCAUUUUGGACAUUCAGGACAUUUUUUUCCAUUUUCUACGUACCUUUGACCUUCAUGAAGAAAUACGUAAAUUAUGCUUCGAGUUAGCGUUUUGAAAUCAUCAUAACCACGUUUUGUUGGAAUGUAAUUGGUGAUGAAUUAAAUAGGUAAGGAAUCACAAUAAAAUUGUCU